AUGGCUAUAACAGAAACAUCGGAAACGGGCACGCCGUCGCGCAGGCAUAGACGGAAUACCUCGUCCGUUAUUCGCUCCAUCAUGACGCCGCGAGGCCAUAAGCGAAGCCCUUCAGCUGGAGCGGUGCUCUCGCGCUCCCGCAGAAGUGACGAUGUCGACAUCAACGGAACAAAUGAAUACGAAAGACUUUCCAUCCAGCAUGUUGACCGCGGCGUGCUCGGAGAAAUGACUCAAAACCAAGAACGACCUCAGACGUCUCCUAAAAAGUCUCGCGACGGUAAAGAAAAAAGUCCAACCAAGCGCGGACUACAUAAACGGGCGCUCAGUACAAUCUCGCUCAAAUCACUGGCAAAGGAGAAGGAUAAAGAAUCAAAACAAAAGACACGUGAGGCCAAGGAAAGUCAACGAGAAGUCAAGAAAUCCAAAUCCCAGACGUCCCUAGUCGCGCUCCUUCGUCCAAAAGCAUCAAAGCCAAAUAUACGCAACAAGGAAGGAAAAGGCAAGGAAAACCAGGCUCCAACCACCAUGGCUCGAGAGGCGGUUACACCGAUCUGGGCAGAAUAUUCUUCUCAACCGUACCAAGAGAUUUCUCAUACGACUACUAUCCCUUUGCGAGACGGGCGAGACUCCACGGAUAGCGUGCAAUUGGUUUCAGAUGGCUAUUCCCCAAUCAAAAAAUCACUCGAGAAUUCUGAAAAUGGCCCUACAGCAAGGGGAAGGAUAAGAUCGCGAUCGAAACCUCGUCCCCAGUCCGCGUUCAUUUUCCCACCUCCGGCGAUGGCAAAUGCAGAAGGACUUGGGAUAACCUUCGCCGAUGCCGAUCCCUUUUUCACGCCCACGGCGCAGUGUGCGCGGCAAGCAGCAAUGCAAGACAUGGGAGAAUAUUUUAUUCCCGAGCGGCCAUCGCAAAGCAGUGCUCGUCCUGUCAUUCCCACCCGUCAGUACAGUGCUGACAGCCCUAGAGAAAGCCUCCACAUUUCAAAACGAGGCUCAAGAGUUAUGGCUGCUGUAGCUGCGUUUGACGGCAUAGCAAAAGAAGCAAUGGGCGAAAAAGCAGUUGAAAAACCGCAAAACCUUGACGCGGAAUUUGAAGCAGUGUUGGAGUCGAGAAAUGUUCCACAAAACCUGCGACAAAGGCUCAGGAGCCUUGACACCAGAAUCAAGGCGGACUUUGUCAAGCAGGACAAGGCAGAAACACCCCGGACACCACGCUACUCUCCGGCGAAAUAUCCAUGGAAUACCGAGGGUAACGAUCGAACGUCAUCGCAAAUGGAUGAGGCUGAAGUUGUAGUGGAUGAAGAAGACCAAAGCAGUCCUUCGAAACGCUCAAGACCGCUCAGCAAGACAUUUAAUCUCGGGAAGGGAGAGAGCGUUUCGCCCAAGAAACAGAAAUCCGAUGGCCCGAAUACCCACCGAAGAUCCAAGUCCUUUGACACCACACGAUCCAGCUCAGCUAAAUCCAUUUCUUCCAUUCGGACGGCGAGUGGAAAGAGCGUUGUCGCAAACUCCCAGCCGCUCGCGCUUCCCGAAGAUUUUGUUGACUAUUUGCGUACGGAACAGGACCCGGAGAAGGUCGAGGUUGGAAAAAUGCACAAGCUCCGCCUGCUUCUUCGCAACGAAACAAUCAAUUGGGUGGACAGCUUUAUUCAGCAAGGCGGCAUGAUGGAGGUAAUCGAGCUUCUGCACCGCAUCAUGAAAAUCGAAUGGAGAGAGGAGCACGAAGAUACAUUAUUACACGAAGUACUCCUCUGUCUAAAAGCGCUGUGCACGGCCAAAUUGGGUCUUGAAGAAUUGCCAAGCGUGCAGGCGUCGCUGUUCCCCGCUCUUUUGCGCAUGCUCUUUGACGAAGAAAGAAAAGGCCCAAGCGAAUUUGCAACUCGGGGGAUCAUCAUAACUCUGCUUUUCUCCUAUCUUGAAAAUGCCCCGCAGGCAGAGCUAGCAGACCGUGCCAAGACCGUCCUGUCAUAUCUCCGUGACCCGGCCCUGCCAGAGGAAAACAAACCUCUUGGUUUCAUCGACUCAAUGUAUCAGCCACGCCCUUACCGCAUCUGGAACAAGGAGAUUACCAACGUCACCAAGGAAGUGUUCUGGAUAUUCCUACAUCAUCUGAACGUUGUCCCAGUCCCGCAAGGCGCAAAUGCAGCGGAAGCCCACAACUACACGCAGGCGCACUUCCCCAAAGAGCGCCCUCCAGUCCCUGCUGCCCCCUAUAUUGGCGGAGUGGAAUGGGAGGCUACUAACUACCUUGCGAAUCACCUUGAUCUUAUGAAUGCAGUCAUCGCCUCACUCCCGACAGUCACCGAACGCAACCAGCUCCGCCAAGACUUGAAGUCCAGUGGAUUUGAAAAAGUCAUGGGCGGCAGCCUUCGCACUUGCAAAGAAAAGUUUUACGGAGCGGUCCAUGAUGGUCUCAAGACAUGGAUUGCCGCCGCUCUGGAAGAUGGCUGGGACGUCAAAGACGUGAGAAUGGGACCACCAGCCGAUGAACGCAAAUUCAAGUCCAGCCCUAGAAAGAAGGCCGACGCUCCGCCGAAACUUGAUUUACCAAAGCUCGAAGCGCCGAAAAUGGAUCUGCCGAAAUUGGAUAUCAAACUUGAUAGAGGUCUCGACGACGGCUGGGUUUGA
This is a messenger RNA of Xylona heveae TC161, 2625 nucleotides long. RefSeq lists its product as hypothetical. Gene Ontology annotation, biological process: actin cytoskeleton organization. The coding region runs from base 1 to 2625 and encodes 874 amino acids. The transcript has 4 exons. NCBI's taxonomy places the organism in Eukaryota, Fungi, Ascomycota, Xylonomycetes, Xylonales, Xylonaceae. The record is from RefSeq and is a predicted model, not a curated record. Gene Ontology annotation, molecular function: small GTPase binding; actin binding.